This is a messenger RNA of Candidozyma pseudohaemuli, 435 nucleotides long. RefSeq names its product mitochondrial 54S ribosomal protein uL11m (gene MRPL19). Bases 1 to 435 code for a protein of 144 amino acids. Gene Ontology annotation, molecular function: large ribosomal subunit rRNA binding; structural constituent of ribosome. Gene Ontology annotation, cellular component: mitochondrial large ribosomal subunit; ribosome. The transcript has a single exon. Gene Ontology annotation, biological process: translation. Lineage: Eukaryota; Fungi; Ascomycota; Pichiomycetes; Serinales; Metschnikowiaceae. The record is from RefSeq and is a predicted model, not a curated record.
AUGUCUGCCAAAAACGUAUUCGUCAAGUUGAUCGUGGGCGCCGGACAGGCGGCACCGGCUCCACCGGUGGGUCCCGCUUUGGGCUCCAAGGGUGUCAAGGCCAUCGAUUUUUGCAAAGAAUUCAACGCCAGAUCCGCCCACUACGCUCCAGGAACCCCGAUCCCAGUUCUCAUGACGAUCAAGCCAAACAGAACCUUCACAUUCGAAAUGAAACUGCCUCCUACGUCGUGGCUCCUUAUGAAGGCCGCCAAGGCCGACAAGGGCUCCGGAAGAGCCACCCACGAGUUUGUGGGAGAGACGCUUUCGUUGAAGCACAUAUAUGAGAUUGCCAAGAUCAAGAAGACCGACGAAAGACACAAGGACCUCUCGUUGCAGCAGAUAUGCGGAGGCAUUAUUCUGACUGCUGAGGCCAUCGGCGUCCGUGUCGAGCCAUAA